CACAUUUCCUUUGGAUUUAGUGCAAAGUAAUUCAUUUUUGACGGUCGGUCGUAGCACAUUUUGAACAUGGCUUCUAGACAUUUGGUUGCUUCAAUUUUGGUCCUAGCCCUGUUUGAAUAUUGUGACGCCGGUGGACACGGAGGAGGACACAAAAAGGUGAUCAUACACGUUCCAUAUAAUGUCAAAACAAUCCACCACACGCAUACAGUCUACAAGCACGCAGGAGGCGGUGGAGGCGGUGGUGGUGGUGGCUACAAAGUAAUCGGCUAUUCCGGAGAUGGCGACGUCAGCGUAGGCCAUGGUUACGAAAGUCACGGAGGUGAAGGAAUACCCGCCGGAGGCUUCAGCAUCGGAGGAGAUCAUGGAUACUGGCACGGAGGUGCAGACGGUGGACAUUCUGAAGGCCUAUCGCUAGGAGGGCACGACUGGAGUGGCGGUGUGGAAGGAAAAUUCGAAGCAGGCAUAGGAGGAGGUGAUCUUGGUGGUCUGGAACACGGAGGCGGCGGAGCCGAUCUGGCCAGUCUCGGAGGUCACGGCGGUGGCGAUCUCGGUGGUCUUGGAAGUUACGGAGGUGGAGGUGACAUAGGAGGCUAUGGUGGAGAUGCCGGCGGGCUGGAGAGUUACGGAGGUGGACAUGACAUCGGUGGAGACAUUAAAGAAUACGGAAAUUCGAUAUCGGAUGGCGGGUCAAUAGGCGGUUACGGAGGCGGCUACGGUGGUGGUGGCGAAGGAGGUCAUAGUGGCUACGACUAAUUCUCUCACAAGACUAAGACUUUGUUACCUGCAUUAUUAUUUCCUCACUAGUCUGUUACAUUGUAUAGUUAGCUCUAAGUUAUUUUAUUGUUCUAAUAUAAGUUUUGUACUGUUUUUGUUAAUAAAAUAUUAAAAUAUAAAAUGUUUUACCUUAAAUACUGUAGUGUUAAGUUUCAAAGACUAAAGAAAAUAUAAAUACACUUUUAUUUAUAUUGUUCUUUACUAUAUA
Messenger RNA from Sitophilus oryzae (rice weevil), 982 nucleotides. RefSeq names its product glycine-rich cell wall structural protein 1.8-like. NCBI's taxonomy places the organism in Eukaryota, Metazoa, Arthropoda, Insecta, Coleoptera, Curculionidae. The coding region runs from base 67 to 753 and encodes 228 amino acids. The transcript has 4 exons. The record is from RefSeq and is a predicted model, not a curated record.